CUUUGACUCAGGUCAGGAGCCCAACGUGGAGGAGAGGAUGUGGGUAUGCUGACAUCUGCAAGCCAGAGGUUUGACUGUAGACAACCGCAGUCAGGCUGACAAACAACGGCCUUAGCAACUACGAAGAAACUCCGAGACAUGUAACUUGUUUUGAAGAGGCUUGUGUCCAGUAGGGCACCCUGAAGCUCUGCCAGUCACGCUGCCUUCCCCGGGCUUCUCGUCAUGAGGGGGCGUUGCUCUCGAAAACUUGGUGUGCUGGCCAAGGCAGGUUUGCUGCUCUGGGUGCUGUGGCUGGGCUACAUUCUGUUAGCGCGCUCCUCUUUCCCCUCUUCUACCUCUGAAGAGGAAGAAGAAGAAGAAAAAGGUGGCAAUGUUCGGGCGAAACAGCGGUCCUUGGAUGAGGAUGGUCAGCUGGCUAGGCCCCUGUACACUAAACCAGCACCGGACAGCAAUGCACUGGGGGAGUGGGGGCGGGCCACACACCUCAACCUCAGCCCUGAGGAGAAGAAACUUGAGCAGGACAGUGUGGAGCGAUAUGCUAUCAAUAUCUACGUCAGUGAUAAGAUUUCCCUCCAUCGGCACAUCCAGGACCACAGGAUGAAUGAAUGCCGAAGUAAGAGGUUUGACUACCGGCGUUUACCCACCACCUCUGUGGUCAUCGCCUUCUACAACGAGGCCUGGUCCACCCUGCUGAGGACUAUUCACAGCGUCCUGGAGACGACGCCUGCCAUCCUGUUGAAAGAGAUCAUCCUCAUUGAUGACUACAGUGACAGAGGGUACCUGAAAUCCCAACUGGCUCAACACAUCAGUGAAGUGAAUCGCGUGCGGCUCAUUCGCACCAAGAAGAGGGAGGGUCUGGUCCGGGCUCGUCUCAUUGGUGCCACUUACGCUACGGGUGACGUGCUGACAUUUCUCGAUUGCCACUGUGAGUGUGUGCCUGGCUGGAUUGAGCCUCUGCUGGAAAGGAUUGCUGAGAAUGCCAGUACCAUCGUGUGCCCUGUGAUCGACACCAUUGACUGGAACACGUUUGAGUUUUACAUGCAAACAGACGAGCCAAUGAUCGGAGGCUUCGACUGGAGACUCACAUUUCAGUGGCACUCAGUCCCUGAAGUGGAACGCAAGAGGCGCAAGUCUCGCAUUGACCCCAUCAGGUCUCCGACAAUGGCAGGUGGAUUAUUUGCUGUGAGCAAAGCCUACUUUGAGCACCUGGGAACGUAUGACAUGGGCAUGGACGUGUGGGGAGGAGAAAACCUGGAGCUUUCCUUCAGGGUGUGGAUGUGUGGCGGCAGCCUUGAGAUUCACCCCUGCUCUCAUGUGGGCCAUGUGUUCCCCAAGAAGGCCCCUUAUGCACGGCCCAACUUCCUCCAGAAUACCGUACGAGCUGCAGAGGUUUGGAUGGACUCUUAUAAACAACACUUCUACAACAGGAAUCCCCCUGCCAAAAAGGAAACCUAUGGGGAUAUCUCGGAGCGGCUGCUUCUGAGGGAGAGGCUGAAAUGCCAAAGUUUUGACUGGUAUUUGAAGAAUAUCUACCCUGAACUACACGUACCUGAGGACAGAGGGGGCUGGCAUGGGGCUGUGCGUAGCUUAGGGAUUCACUCAGAGUGUCUGGACUACAACUCCCCAGAGCACAGUCCCACAGGGGCCCACCUUUCUCUGUUCGGCUGCCACGGCCAGGGAGGCAACCAGUACUUUGAAUACACAAUUCAGAAGGAGAUCCGUUUCAACUCAGUGACAGAGCUGUGUGCUGAAGUACCUGAGGGACAGACCUACAUCGGUAUGAGGACAUGCCUUAAUGAUGGGCAGCUCAAUCCUCCCAGUGUCGCCUGGGACUUCAGAGAAGACGGGACCAUCUACCACCAUCACUCUGACAUGUGUUUGACAGCCUACCGCACAUCAGAGGGCCGCACAGACACCCAGAUGAAGCGAUGCACCCCCGGAGACAAAAACCAGCAGUGGAAGUUUGAGUCGUAGGACGGAUAGAGAGCUGCAUUAAACCUCAAGUGACCUUCUUUCACCAUAGUGCAAUUACUACAGUGGACGUCUUCUCUGUGUCUGCUCUCCAUUUGAGUGGCAACAGGGAGCAAAUGAAAGGUGGUGAAACAGACGCUUAAAGACAGUGAAUCACCAAAUUCAGAGCUUUUAUACACAUGUGAAACACUAAGUGCAGGUGGCGGCAGAGUGAAUGAGAGAUGCAAGGCAAUGUUUAUUUGGACUUUUUUAGAAGACCAGCAGAACUUGAGACUUUUACAUUUGUGUUGCUUUCAUCUAAGUGCCUCUGCAACCAAAGUGAAGUCCAGUGCACAUCUGUAAUUGUCAUUUGUACUUUUAAUCUAAUGCAACAACUUGAAAUUAGCGAAACUGAUUUGACUGUCGAGAAAGUGAAGAAGUGCCUCCUAAAGAAAUUGAAGCAUUUCCUGGAAAAUGUCAUUCAAAACCAUGCUGCACUACAAAAUGUUACCUUGAUGUGCAAUUAAUUUUAAGUAUUUUUAUUUAAUCCUGUCUGUUGAUUUUAUCAAAAAAUAACCAAUUUUAAAGACGGCUGCUCAAAGAAGACGGGCCAGGAAUGUGAGGUCAACAGCAUUUUGACCCGAACCAGCUACUUCCUAACAUGCUGCAUCAUGUGAGGACAACAGAGAGAGAGAGAGCGCUGCGGUCAUACUAGACUGCUUCUCAAUAUUAUCUCGUGUCUGUGAAACCAGUUUCCUGCUAGGAUGCUGCCUGAACAUGACUGGGAGCAUUCGUGAAGCAUUUGUACUAAGUGCAAUUGACCCCAGAGGGCUUAGUGAGUUGACAGGUAUGUUGUAAUCUAUUCUUACCUGUGGUGUAAAAUUAGGAAUACCCGUAGGUUGUAAUCUUUUGAGAACUUGUUUGUGCCGCAAUGAAAUGUGCCAGUGGAUUUGAAAUGAAUUAGAUAUGUGUUUUCUAAUGCUCAAAACUAAACACUGGCGCGAUGCACUUGAUUUUAUGUAGCAAGAAAAAUGGCUUAAAGGGAGCGCCUGUUUAAUUUAAUCCAUCAGUUUGUCAGUGCAAGACUGUUUUGUUUAGACUUGUGUGUGUAAACCGUACUUGAAGCAGCAUCAUUGAAAAGUCCUGUUUUUAUUUUUUCACUGAAGACCUGUUGGUGUUUCCACUGGGAUUCAGAAACCAAGAGAUGCAGUGUAACGGUUGUGGAAUAGCAGCUGUAUUUCCCGAAGACUGCUUAUCACUGAGCAAUGUUUGGUGUCCUUUGAAUUCAUGAAUAUGAGAUAUUCCUAUGAGUCAAUGGAUACAGCAGGUAAACAUGUACAGUGAGAUGACUCCUGUUUUUAUGAAAAUGUGUAAAUAAUAUUUGGUUUAAGGGACCAGAGUGGGACAGUGCUGUCGUGAAGCACCUUUUAAAACUACUGAAAAUGCAAAAGGGAUGGUGAUGGUGAUUACUUGAUAUGAAGAAGAGGGAGAUGAUUGAAAUGGGAUGGAUGUCAAUAAUGGUUCAAACUGUUGGGAUGAUUGAAGGAAUAAAAAACUAACCACGGAUGCACAGUG
Molecule: messenger RNA, 3525 nt
Organism: Eleginops maclovinus (Patagonian blennie)
Lineage: Eukaryota; Metazoa; Chordata; Actinopteri; Perciformes; Eleginopidae
Gene: galnt4
Product: POC1 centriolar protein homolog B (Chlamydomonas), like
Exons: 11
Coding region: 223-1974 (583 amino acids)
Biological process (GO): protein O-linked glycosylation
Cellular component (GO): Golgi apparatus
Molecular function (GO): polypeptide N-acetylgalactosaminyltransferase activity
Source: RefSeq, a predicted model, not a curated record